AUGUUGCCUCUGGAUAUUUCAAUUGUAAGAUUUUGUAAUUUCUCUAAUGUCGUAAUCAUUUACAACCUAACGAGUUCCUUCAGACGUUCUAUCAUAAAUGUUUGGUCGAUGAGAAACGCAUCAUGAACAUGACUCAUAAUGAAGCAAGUGAUCUUAAUUGUGAAGAGCCAAAAGGUUACCUGAAAGAGGAUUUUCUCCUUCACGUGUGGAGAAUUGUUUAUUGGAGUUCUCAAUUGCUUACAUGGUAUGUUUGGAGAGUAUUCGGAUUUUCAUUGCUUCGUUUUUAGGAUUUUGUUACCCAUUAUGCAGAGUUAUACCAAAGGCGGCAGCUUUACGGCUAUGGGAAGACUAAAGUUUGCUUUAUACAACAAUAUUAUAUAUUACACCAUGUACCUAGUUCUCUUUGUGUUCCUUCUCAUCUACGCCAUUUCUAAGGGAGUCUCAAUGAAUUUGGAUCACUUGAAAGUGUUAAUAAUCUCGGCGUCGAAUACGUGGGGAUUCCUUUUCUUGGUUGUUCUCCUUGGAUAUGGUUUGGUGGAAGUGCCAAGGAAGCUCUGGGAAGCUGGCCUAAAGGGUAAGCUUACUAUUUGAGUUUAGAUGGUUUUCUUAAAGAGAGACGACUUCAACGGACUUACUUUGAAGUGGAGAAGCUGGCUUCAGAGAAGAGUGAGGCCGAAGAAACCGUCCACCAAUUAUAUCAGUGAGUAUAUCAAUGUAAAGUUAUUUUACCUUUUUUAGCGAAUGCCGUGAAGUUUUGAAUCUUUUAAAAAAUGAAAGAGGACAAUCUCGAGAGCAAAUCCAAGAAGUAAUCAAACAGUUUCCUGAUGAAAUUGCAAACAAAGUUGCUAAUUCAAGACAAGUCGCCUUCUCGUCACCUCAUCUCAAGAACAUGGACGCGAAAACAGCUAGUGAAGAGUCGUUUCUGGUAAGGGUUUAUUUAAAUGUGCUCAAUGACAGUUUUGAUUAAUUCGUAUACUUGGUUUUCUUUCUUUUCCCAUCCGUCUUUCUGGUCUCGGGCGUCGAAAUUAUCGACAGAAUGGAACCUUGGAUGAUGUUUCCAUAGCUUUUCGUAUUUUAGGUUGAUCUCAGUUGCCUCAUCGUAGUUUUCGCGACGAUAAGGAUUAUUUACUGUCGAGUAGAAUUCUCUAAAACGAUGUUUUGAUAUUGAGAAAGUUUACAGGGUGUUUCGAGAAAUAUUCCGAAAGUUUUUGCGAAUAUCCUUGUGCUCUUUGCAGCUAUCCAAGAAAAAUUUUAAUUAUUUUUAAAAUUCAAAGUCGUGGGUUUUAAGAAUAAUGCAAAAGGUUUUUUCGCUUCGGCAAGGGUAAGAACGUUGGAGGCAAACCCUCCCUCUUUUCUGAACUCUCCCCCAAAAACCCCGAACUCUCCCCCUUUUUUGAUUUUCACGUUUGUACUUUUUUCAAUUUGCAAAAAAUUCGCAUUCCCGCAUUUUUGACUCUUCCAAUGUAAGAACUUGAAAAAUACCUCCGCCGAGUCUUCGCCAAUGUUGUGAAAAUCCGCCAGCCGCCGAGAAUAACAGAUUAUCGUAACCGCAACCUUUCAAAGAAAUUCUUUUGCAUAUUCUAAAAACACAUGACUUCGAAUUUUAGAAACAAUUUAAACUACCUAGAUAACUGCAAAGAGCACAGCUAUAUUUCCAAAAACUCUCCGGAAUAUCUCCGGAAACACCCUGUACUUUGGUGCCGUGUGCAUCUGUAUGACCAUAUGGUAUCUCUCCAGCAGUGCUUCCUCUUCUGUCUCCAGUUCGUUUAGAAUCUCUUUCCACGUAUUUUCCCCCGGGGUAUAUGCCUUUGGGUCCAUUCCUCCUCGGUCGCAGAUAAUUACCGUAUGUCGAUCAGUCUGAAGGAUGUAUAGAUUGAAGUUCGUCUUACUUCGUGAUCUGCGAUGUUAUCAUAGACACUUUCUAACUGUUUAAUGGUCUUUAAUACAUCCUUUUGCCACUGAUAUAUUUGUUCAUCAUUCAAUGUAUGCCUUUCUACUCUACCAGUAUACAAAAAACUGGAUGCUUCGCUCACAGUGAACACCUAAAGAGUUUAUUAUAAGAUAAUAUUUUUACCUGCCAUUCAUCAUUGUAAUGAGUCUUGAUCUUGUCCGCAAUUUCCUUCAUUGCGGUAGUCUUUCCUAAAAUAAAUUUUAAAUUUUUAAGUGUUAACAUACCGGCGCAUGGUCCUCCAGUUAGGACGAUCUUGCUCUUACGUUUACCAUGUUUAUUUAAAGAAUAGGGAACAGACAUGAGGAGCGUUUAUUUGGAAGAGAAACGUUUCACUAUGAGCAAUGAGGCUGUCAUCUCACUUUGCUCGACCUUAUCAACAAAUCAAAAGUCCUUUUCAGUUGUCUCAAGGUCCGCUGAUUUCAGGUCAGAUUAAAUCGAAGGACUAAUUUGGCUGUCCAGAACUAUAGAAGAACCCACGCCCAAUGGAAAGCACUCUUAGAAGAGGCCUGCUACCUGGAAGAUGUGAUCGUUGCUCAAGAAAAACGAAAAUUGCCUGAUUGGAACAGAGAUAAAUGGAUAAAGAGAUACCUGAAUGAAAGAGUAUUAUUUAAUUGGCAUACAAGGGGAAAAGAGGUGAUGAUUAGAGUUCUAGCUGUGAUCUGUUUGGCUAUGACUAUAUUGAUCUUGUGGAGUGAAUGCACAUUCUUUAUUGUGAAGCCGCAACUCUCACUUGCUGCCCGAAUUCUGCAUUCAAUGGCCUUAGGAUACCAUUAUAAAUACAUCCAGGUACUGUAAGCCUAAUAUUUAGAUCAAAUUUGUAGGUGACGGCGGUUGGAUUGAUCUUGUACUUGAGUCUAUGUGCGUAUUAUACAGUGUUCCACUUGAAAAUUUACAAGUAUUAUCAUUUGGAUCCCCAUCAAAUGACAGAUCCAAAUAGUAUGGUGUUCAGUGCAAUGUAAGUUGAGAUUUAGAUUGAAGACGUACAAAAUUUCAGGCUAUUGUGUCGUCUCACGCCUCCACUUUGUCUCAACUUUUUGGGAAUGGUACAUCUGGAUACACACAUCACGGCCAGAACUGACUUUGGUGUGGAAACACAGUUUACUCGGGUAUCUUUGUCUGCUUUCAGGGGACGUACCCCAAGUGCGACGUGCAUGGUUUUGAUGAAAAAAUCGACACUUUUUGGCGAGCUUUUUCAUGAAAACUUUAACUGUAAAAGAUCAUGUUUCCGCAAAAGUCAAUUCUUUUCAUGCUAAACUAGCAAAGAUACGGCCAAAAUAUGUUUUCAUCUUUGACCGCACUCCGCGUUUCGCGCACUCUCAAGGCCGCUGAAUAUCUCGGCUGCGCCUGCAAAUCGCGAGCCUUCAGGAAUUAAUAUGGGCUAUGCCCAACCUAUCUGCAAAUUUUAAGUAAAACCUGAGCGGCGCGCUUGCGGUACUUCCUUUGCGAGCCUUCUAAUAUUGAUGUUGUUUAGUUAAUGGGACAUCUGGAUGUCAUCCCGGUCUUAGCUUCUGGAAUCAACAUUUAUUUGCCAAUGCUGAUUGUAAUUUUAUGUUUGAGUACAUGGCUGAAGUUAGGGACAAGGGCCAUGCAUGCCAUUGGAAUCGAUCAAUUUAUGGACGAGGAUGAGAUGACCGCCGAUAUGAUACAGAGUGGAAAAGCAUUGGUUUCAUUGGAACGAAGAAGUAAUGGAGCUUUUAAAGAACCCGCGAGAAUGGAGGGACAACGGGAGGAAAGGACUUUCAGGAAUAAGGCCUUCAGUAAGUCAUUGUUAUUUCAGGUAUUUUUUUUUUUAUUAUUAAUUAACUCGUAGGAUACGAAUUGGUACUUUUAUGUUUAAAGUGGUGUUCUAGCAAAUCAAUUUUUAUUUAUACCGACAUAAUUAUCACCGUUUUCGAAAAAUGUGGACGAAUCUCAAAAAUUUUUUGGCAUUUUGUAAACUGUAAUUUCCGUCAAUGUAGUUUUACUUCCCAGAAGAACGUCUAUAUCAUUGUUAUUUAUAUUUUUGUAUUAUGAAUUAAAUUGGUAUUGCAGAGAAUGAUGACGAGGACCGAGUGCCAUUGGUUGAGAGUGGCAAUGAAGAUAUGUUCGACCAGCCGUACGAACCAGUGAAUCUGUUCGAUUUGUCUUCAGAACGCCCUCCAACUCACCCACAUUCCAAUGAUAUAUUUAAUGAUCUCUAA
Bursaphelenchus xylophilus (pine wood nematode) is the source of this 4131-nucleotide messenger RNA. Lineage: Eukaryota; Metazoa; Nematoda; Chromadorea; Rhabditida; Aphelenchoididae. The record is from the annotation of a GenBank genome assembly.